AUGCCAAACGACAGUACGGAUAAGUCUGCAAUAGUAUCGCAGAAGAUCACGCAGAAGAUCCAGGAUGUCUCCCCGGCUUUCAUUCUAAAGGAGGGGGUCGAAUGGAAACUCAAAGGACACAAAACGGAAACACGGGAUGACGUUGAAAUCAACACUUUGGAGCCCACUAUCCAAGGCCCAUACGUCCUCCUCAAGGUCCAGUAUAAGACGCCCGGCUCCCGCCAAGCUCUGAUUCAUUGGUUCGCUAAGCGGGAUAUCCACCGGAAGAAUGAGCAGAAAUUGCUGUUAUAUUGGGAAAAGCAAGGAGGUCGACAGAACGACGUAGAACUUCCUUCGGAUACUGUACAUCUUCUGCAGAUUAUUGGAGAAAAGGAUGUUAAGAAGGACGAGGGAUAUGGAACCAAGAAAUACUUUAUGCAGUUUGUUGGAUGCCCGGAGAGUGAGGCGCAGUGGUGGCGGGCUUCUAUUGUUAAGGAAGCCUAUAUUGAGCUAUAUGAGUAA
Messenger RNA from Fusarium subglutinans, 501 nucleotides. RefSeq lists its product as uncharacterized. The record is from RefSeq and is a predicted model, not a curated record. NCBI's taxonomy places the organism in Eukaryota, Fungi, Ascomycota, Sordariomycetes, Hypocreales, Nectriaceae. The transcript has 2 exons. Bases 1 to 501 code for a protein of 166 amino acids.